AUGUUACAAUAGAGAUGAGGAGACAGCAGCAACCGUAAUAGGAUUCAUACCAAUAUUUGGAUGGGUCUACAAUGCCGGAAGGAGUAUAGCAUACGCUGCGAAAAAUUGUCCUAAGGUUGCGCUAGGUGCUUUAAGAGACUUUACCAUUGAUGCAGCACUCGACAUUGUAACAUGGGGAGCAUCAACCGUUAUCAGAACUGGUCUAUCGGUCUUUAAGCACAGCGUUUUUCUAUGGGGAAGAAAAGCUGCAUUUACAUUGGGAGUUAAAGCAGGUUUUCGAGCUCUCAAAAGGGAGAUAAGCCAUAAUUUUAUCCGACAUGGCGUUACCAGUUUUAUGAAAGUUGGAUUGAAAAAAAAUCUAAAAAUUGGAUUAAGCAGAAUAAAGCUAGUUUUCUCUGAAAUAGGAAAACUGGGGGCACAGGGACUUUUCGUCAAAGCAGGCAAAGUACUGACCAAAAAAGGCAAAGCAAUGAUCAAAGCAAUACCAGAGGAAAGAACUAUGGUCCGUGUGAGUAAAUAUUAUUUUACACAGUACAUCCCAAACUUGAUCAAAUUACAGCCUACAGCUAAUGUGAUAUUUGAUAAAAUAACAAAGCAUUGGAACUCCUCCAACAUUCUCCGGAAUUUGGAAGACGGGAUACGAAGAAGAAAAGGUGGUCAUUGGAAUUCGUCCAAAAUUCUCCGGAAAUCGGGUGACGGGGUACGAAGAAGAAUAGGCGGCCAUUGGGACUUCUCCAACAUUCUCCGGAAUUUGGAAGACGGGGUACGAAGAAGAAUAGGUGGCCAUUGGAACGCCUCCAACAUUCUCUGGAAAUUGAGAGACGGGAUACGAAGAAGACAAGGCGGCCGACAAAUCACCACACAAUAGCUCUUCCUCUUACACAUUUGUGGAUAGGACCAGUUUUGAUAACGUAGAAUAACACGUCGGUGAAUUGCCAAGACAUUUUCAUCUUUUCAGCUACAGUGGUGACCCACUCGAUUACAUAACCGUUUUGGUAACAAAAUGUUGUCUUGUGAACUAUCUGUUCGCAAACAUGUAUAUUUUCUUUAACAUAUGAUACUGACACAAGUUUGUG
This is a messenger RNA of Owenia fusiformis, 1076 nucleotides long. The record is from the annotation of a GenBank genome assembly. NCBI's taxonomy places the organism in Eukaryota, Metazoa, Annelida, Polychaeta, Sabellida, Oweniidae.